AUGGAGAUUUCGAUAUCUGCUCCAUACGAGAAGCAGCUUAAAUUCGAUCUGAAAGACGAUGUAACUGUAGAGGAACUCACAAGAGAGAUAUCAGAUGCGAUAAAGAUCCCAACUCAUACAAUUCAGCUUUUUCAUGAAGAUAUCCCUUUAAAACCAGAAAUGACCAUUGAAAAAGCAUCUGACUUGAAGGUGACAGCCAAAAUCAAUCUCGACAUCCCACCUCCCGUAUCCGAUUCUAAAAUUGUUUCGGAUGAUUCAUUCAAAAGGAAUACAGCUUUUUUAACGGAUAUGUAUUUUUCACCGACCAAUGUUGAGAAUGCAUUAAUUGCAUCCAAAAAUGAUGUCGAAGUUGCGAUUUCGUAUUUACUUGCUCAGCCAAUAACAAAGAUCACAGAAUCAUCCAGUAGAAGUGACGAAGAUGCAAUCAGACUUUAUGAUGGAGAAUCAAGUAAUGAUAGCUCUCAAGAAAAUUCAAAUGAAAUUUCUCCUGAAAGCCCAAAUACAUCCGAUAGUGACAAAACCAUUCCCCAUCCAUCUGAAACAGCAUUACAAGUAGUAAAUUAUCCUAAACCAAACCAAGAUUCCAUAUAUUUAUCUAUGAAACAACAUAUAUUGUCUGUUUUAAAGAGCCAGAGCCAAAUUGAUGACGAAGACAAUGAUAAGGAGCAUGAAUGGACCCCAGAGGAAGACAAAAAGCUUACUACUCUCUAUGAAGAAAAUGUAAUGAAAGAUAAUAAGUGGACAACUCUUCAAGAAGCAUUCCCUGAUAUCAAAUUGUACGAAAUUAGAAUCAGAAUCAUGCAACUAUCACUUGAUAAUCUAUCAUCACGUUCAAAAAAUAAAGGAAUUACAGAAUCAGACAAAACAAAGGCCCAAAUUGUUGAAAAACCACCUGAAACUACAUUUAAGUUCACUGAAGAAGACAUGAGAUUCUUCUGGAAGCUGAUUCUCCAUAGAGGAACUCCAUUUGAGAAAAUGGAUUACAUGAAAGACCGUUAUAAGACUCAUACAGAAGAAGAAUUAAAAACAAUGUACAUGGAUGCAUAUAAUAUCAUCAUGUUCAAGUCAAAACAUUUCCAAGCAUUGAAAUAUUCAGAUUUCAUGACAGUUAGUCAGAUUCCUGAAGAGUUAUUGAUGCAAGUAUAUCUUAGUAUAUACGAAGUGAAGAACAAAUGGUCGUGUUACAAGAAGAUAUUCCCGAAUGUCGACGCGAUAUCAUUAAAACAAAGAGUCAAGAAACUUUUGAAAAUCGAAAAAACCGAUCAACAACUACAAGAAAAAAGAGAUACAUCAGGAGACAAAAGGAAGGAACAUUGGCCAAGAGAAAGAGAACAACAAUUCAUUAACAUGAUGGCAACAAAUAAAAGAGAUUGGCAACAGAUCUUGCAAGUAAAUCCAAAUUACAAUCAACACACAUUAAUCAUGAGAUUCUAUAGACUGAUAAAAGCAUAUAGAGAAGUAUCUCGUCCUGAUUUAGUUUUCCCUAAAUCUUAUUUAGAAAAAAUAGAAACAAGAGGUUUAGGAAAGAAACCUAAUUCAUCAUCAGAAGAAGCUAAUUCAACAAAAUCUGCUGAUGAAGAAAAUAAAACUAAUGAAAAUAAAUCAGAAGAAAAUCAAGCUCUUGAUGAAAUGACGAAUUUAGAUUUCGGUUUCAUUGAAGAGAAUCAAAUGAAAUUUACUACUUCUAAGAAGAUUCUGCUUCCUCAAAUUGCAAAUCUGAAUUCCCCUGAUACUGAUCCGAAUUUGUCUGCAAAACAAAGAUGGUCUCCACAAGAAGACAACAAGUUACUGAGAGUUUAUGAUAGAUAUAAGAACGAAAGAGACAAAUGGUUGAAGAUUUUGUGGUUCUUCCCAACAAGAACAAGUGGAAGUCUGAUUAAUAGAUUAAACAGAUUAAGACAUGGAUUAAUUAAACCAAAGAAACAACUAAAUGAAAAUGGAGAAGAAAUCACUAAAAAUGAAGAGGAAGAAGAAGAAAGUGAAGAACAAAAAGUUGAUCAAGAAUUACCAGUAAUUGUUGAUGAUAAAGAUCAACCAACUCCAGAAAUAGAAAAACCAAAAUCACAAGAAAUAGAAGAAGAAGUAACAAAACAGUCAGACAUUGUUAAUAUGGGAAUUAUUCCUAUUGAAAAGGAAGAAUUAAUUGUUAAAUAUCUCAAGAAGAUAAAUAAGUAUUCUAAAAAUGAUUCAUUAUGGGAUGAAAAGAAUGAUCAAUUGCUGUUAAAGAAAUAUGUAAAAGGUGAGGAUAUCUAUGAAGAGUUUAGUUCAGUGUCUAAAAUUGCGAUUUCAUCCAGAUUGAGGUACUUGAAGAAGAUUCUUUCGAAUCCAAUUUCAUCUGAAGAAGCUCAUGUUUGGUUAUCAGACAAAGACAGGAAAAAGAUCGGAUUACCUGUCUUCAAUUUCAAGAUGAAGAAAUUGGAAGAAGAAAGGCCAAUACAAAUGAAGUUUUAUGAUCUCUCUGAAAUUGUUGCAGACUAA
Molecule: messenger RNA, 2478 nt
Organism: Trichomonas vaginalis G3
Lineage: Eukaryota; Parabasalia; Trichomonadida; Trichomonadidae
Product: homeodomain-like family
Exons: 1
Coding region: 1-2478 (825 amino acids)
Molecular function (GO): protein binding
Source: RefSeq, a predicted model, not a curated record